GUCCACGUCCGAUAUUCUCAUGAUGGAAUACCCUAUAUCCGCUACGUGCAAACGGCCUCUGGAGCGGUAGGUAUGAAACCCAGAAAAUAGCAAAGGCUCGUCCGGAUAUGCCACCAACUUCUCGAUCAGGAACACGUCGAAUUGCAGUCAAACUCAAGCCCCCUGACCGGGAAUUCGUCCUACUCAUUCUGCGGACGACCCAUCUGCGGAAACGAGCGAUGGACGCGACGGUGCCGAUCAUGCUCAACUCGGAGCUCGCCUCGGAGAUGGUGAAGCUUCUCGGCGAUGAGCUCAAGAAAACGCGGGUACGGCUCAGUGCAGCAGAAGAGGAGCUCGAGAGAUCGCGCAAUACGCAGGUGCCGACGUCGGGAUGCGGUGAUCAACGGGAGGAUUGUUGCGCGGGCAUGCUCCGCGCGCUGCACCACAUCUUCACGGUGCCUAAGGGACAGUACUCUGGGCCCGAGAUGAUUGUGUACGCCGCACAGGUGCUCAAGGCCCUGCGGGACGAGUUGCAGGCGGAACACAGACGUACUGAAACCGAGGGGAUCCCGGAGAAUGGUUUGCAGGCGCAUCUUGAACGACUCGUGCAGGAGAAGCGGCAGAUCGUGAUGGAGAAACAGCAUAUCACCGCUCACCUCACGGGAACCAAUUCGGAGCUAGAAGCUCAGAUCGCUGAACUGCGCGAAGGGACGCGUAUGCGAGACGAAGAGAUCGCGAGGAAGACCGAGAUGCUCGCUACCAUGCAAGACAAAGUGCAUGAGAAGGAUGACGCGCUGCGUUCAUGCGAGAAGGUAGCGAGGGAGAAUCAGGAUACCAUCGCACACCUCACGGAUUUCAAUGCUCGAUUGAAGACUAAGGUCGUGGAGUUACACGAUACGGUGCAGGCCCGAGACCAAGAAAUUCGUCGGAAGGAGCAGACCAUCGCGUCUCUGGGGACGAAGCUGCGCGAGAAGGAGGAGCAAGUACUCGCGCGCGAGAAGAGUUCGAAGGCCGUACAGGACGCGAUGCGUGGUGUAGAGGCUGAGAGGGAUCAAGCGCGUGCUGCCAGAGUCAAAGCCGUCAAAGACCUGAAGGCGCGCGACGAAUCGUUCGCGGCCCUUCUGAAGGAGAGAGACGAGCUGAAGGUCUCAUCGGACAAGUACAAGGCUGCUGCGGAAAAGGCUGAUAUCACUCUCAAGCGAUAUGGAAACUGGGCCGGAAGGUAUGAUCACUUCUCAAGAUUUAUGCAGGAUCUCCCUGAGCCCGCCGGUCUCCGGCCUUCCCCGAACAAGAGACAACAUUGCUUGAACCCUGAGUGCAUUGGUUCCACGACCCGUAUAUCCGAGACCGACAGCGAACCGCGCUCCGUCUUGUACCUGUCGGACCUGCCUCUGUGGUGGCCUACAGGAUCCCGGAACGGACUGGCAGUCAUCCCCGCAUACUUCUAUCAGUCAGUAGGAGAGCUGCCGUGCCCGAGUUGGACAUCCAACACGCUCCGCGACGACAUCAACGAGCAGGUCCGGGAGCUGUUCCUCCGGGGUAACCGCGGGCUCGUGUUCUAUGCGGGGACCUACAAGUUCUUCAAAGGGCCGAUCCUGUCGGGUGUUCCAGACCUCGCGCAACUUAGAUUGCCACGAAACGCCGCAGAGACGCUGGCGCGGCACACUCUGGAGUCGUGCAAGAGUACUCAGCACAUGUUCGACGGGGUGGAAGGUGCGUACGCGAAGGGCGCCCUGUCUCUUGGGGAGGGCUUCGACGAUCGUCUCCGAGCACAGUACGCGCAGACGCCUUCGAAGACGGAGCAGCCCCCUUCCCCUUCCAUUGUCAGACCCAAGUUCGAGCCUGAGGUCAGCCCUCGCUCAUCACUGAAACGUAAAUGCGAGACGGGGGUGCCUGCGGAUCCGCGGAAGAGGGCGAGAACGGUGGCGAGUCAGGCGGCGAAGCCAGUGGCAAAAAUGAUCAAACGCGAGGGAUAGAACGUCUGUUGUUGUAAUAUGUUCGAAGUUCUAUGUACUAUAGUACGAAUGCUCGUUCAACUAAUGCACUCAACCUCGAGACAUCA
This is a messenger RNA of Fomitopsis serialis, 2041 nucleotides long. RefSeq lists its product as uncharacterized. Lineage: Eukaryota; Fungi; Basidiomycota; Agaricomycetes; Polyporales; Fomitopsidaceae. Bases 108 to 1955 code for a protein of 615 amino acids. The record is from RefSeq and is a predicted model, not a curated record. The transcript has 11 exons.